Molecule: messenger RNA, 2079 nt
Organism: Silurus meridionalis
Lineage: Eukaryota; Metazoa; Chordata; Actinopteri; Siluriformes; Siluridae
Gene: snw1
Product: SNW domain containing 1
Exons: 13
Coding region: 101-1732 (543 amino acids)
Biological process (GO): mRNA splicing, via spliceosome
Cellular component (GO): spliceosomal complex
Source: RefSeq, a predicted model, not a curated record
GGCAAUAGUGAGCACUUAAUAAAGAAGCCGACGAAGAAGAGCCGCCGUCUGAGACGCCAAGAAAACGUAGAAGAAGAAGAAGAGAGUCGCUGGCUCUUUUAUGACCACCCGGAAAGCGGAAAUGUCGUUAAUAAGCUUUUUACCCGUUCCUACUCAGCUGUCUCAGGACCAGCUCGAGGCAGAAGAGGCAGCCAAGGCCCAGCGUUCCCAAUCCACAGCCCUGGUUGUAAUGCGGCGAGAACCUCCUCCGUACGGAUCCCGGAAAGGAUGGGUGCCCCGCACCACCGAGGACUUCGGCGACGGCGGUGCUUUCCCGGAGGUCCACGUGGCUCAGUACCCGCUCGAAAUGGGCCGGAAGAAGAAAACCUCCAACGCCCUCGCUUUACAGGUGGACGCCGAGGGGAAGGUCAAGUACGACGCCAUCGCCAGGCAAGGACAGGGAAAGGACAAGGUGAUAUUUAGUAAGUAUACAGAUUUGCUCCCGAAGGAGGUGCUGCAGGAUGACGCUCCCGAACUGCAGAGACCCGAUGGAGAGGCAGUAGAGGAGCUCGCGGAGAAAACCAGAGCAGCUCUGGAGAAGCAGGUGUCCCAGAAGAUUGCCGCCGCCAUGCCAGUACGAGCAGCAGAUAAACAAGCCCCGGCGCAGUACAUCAGGUACACACCUUCACAACAGGGCGUGGCCUUUAACUCUGGUGCCAAGCAGAGGGUCAUUCGUAUGGUGGAGAUGCAGAAAGAUCCCAUGGAGCCGCCACGCUUCAAGAUUAAUAAGAAGAUUCCCCGUGGUCCACCUUCUCCCCCCGCUCCGGUCAUGCACUCCCCCAGCAGAAAGAUGACGGUGAAAGAACAGCAAGAGUGGAAGAUUCCUCCCUGCAUCUCCAACUGGAAGAACGCGAAGGGAUACACAAUACCACUGGACAAACGUCUAGCCGCCGACGGCAGAGGUCUCCAGACGGUACACAUCAACGAGAAUUUUGCCAAGCUAGCCGAGGCGCUUUACAUCGCAGACAGGAAGGCACGUGAAGCGGUGGAGAUGCGUGCUCAGGUGGAAAAGAAGAUGGCGCAGAAAGAAAAGGAGAAGAAGGAGGAGAAGCUCAGGGAACUGGCGAAGAUGGCCCGAGACCGGAGAGCAGGCAUCAAGAGCCACGGAGAAAAAGGUGGUGAAGAGACCGAGUUGAGGGAGCGAGAUGACAUCCGACAUGACAGGAGGAAGGACAGGCAACACGACAGGAACAUCUCCAGAGCCGCCCCUGAUAAAAGGUCUAAACUGCAGAGGGACCAGGACAGAGACAUCAGCGAGAUGAUCGCCCUGGGUCAGCCCAACCCACGCAUCUCCAGCGAGGCUCAGUAUGACCAGCGCCUCUUUAACCAGAGCAGGGGAAUGGACAGCGGCUUCGCAGGAGGAGAAGACGAGGUCUAUAAUGUAUACGACCAACCUUUCGGGAGAGGCCGGGACAUGGCGCAGAACAUCUACAGACCGAGCAAGAACACCAGCAAGGAUAUGUAUGGAGACGAUCUGGACACCCUCAUGCAGAACAACAGGUUUGUCCCUGACAGGGAGUUCUCAGGGGCGGAUCACGGCCCACGCAGGGACGGCCCGGUCCAGUUCGAAGAAGAUCCUUUCGGUCUGGAUAAGUUCUUGGAAGAGGCCAAGCAACACGGCGGCUCCAAAAGGCCAUCGACCGCCGGCCGCUCAAAAGACUAUGAUCACGAUAAAAAGCGCAGGAAGGAGUGAGGAGCGGCGCAAUUUUUUCACUCUAUAGACGUGAAAGAACGAGCGUAUACGCAAGAUUUAUUUUAAUAGUCAACUCUCUCUUUAAAGAAAAGCGUCAGGAUUCUGGUCCCUUGUUCUUUUCAUUUUCAUUUUUGUAACAUUUGAAAAGUCAUCAGAUUUACCCAUCGAGCAACUUGUGUUCUGUAUUUUUAACCCCCCCACCCCCACUCGGAUAAAACGACAAAUUCCUACUCCUGUCCUCUUAAUCUUCAUUCGCAUACGUCUCAGCAUUCUCGUCGUUUUGUCCGAGUUUUGUUGUACUCUGUAUGUGGGCUUCUCUUGAUGAAUAAAUCGGCCGUAUUUAGGAA